This is a messenger RNA of Amaranthus tricolor (Joseph's coat), 564 nucleotides long. RefSeq lists its product as uncharacterized. Gene Ontology annotation, biological process: chromatin remodeling. Lineage: Eukaryota; Viridiplantae; Streptophyta; Magnoliopsida; Caryophyllales; Amaranthaceae. The transcript has a single exon. Bases 1 to 564 code for a protein of 187 amino acids. The record is from RefSeq and is a predicted model, not a curated record. Gene Ontology annotation, cellular component: nucleus.
AUGCUAGUUAGAAUAGUAGUGGGAAAAGAGUUCAUAUCGAUCAUUAGUGCUUAUGGGCCCCAAGUUGGGCUCGAUGAUCAAGUGAAGCGAGAGUUUUGGGAUAACCUAGGAGACCUUAUAGGUACCAUCCCUGCCGAUGAAGAAGUUUUUAUAGCUGGAGACUUCAAUACAAGGAGGCAUAUAACUAUAGCUUGGUUCAUGGUGGUUUUGGUUAGAAAUGAGAGUAGAGAGAACUUACUUGAGUUUGCUUUAGAAAAGAAGUUGGUUAUAACAAACUCGAUCUUUAGAAAGAAGGAUGAGCACUUGAUAACGUCCAAGAGUGGUGGGCAUGCAACCCAAAUUGACUAUUGUUUUGUACGGAAGGGUGAUCGAUCCUCAUGCCUGGAUUGUAAAAUGGUGUUGGUUACAGAGAUGCCCACCCAACAUAGGUUAUUUGUACUAGUGUUUCGUAUGAGGAGGAAUAUUACCAAGAUGAAGAUAGAGUUCAAGCAUACGAUCAUGUGGGGUAGACUUAAAGGAAAUAUGGCCCCUACUUUGUCAAGAUUAAGUCGUUCAGCUUCCUAA